GCAACCUUCAGUCCAAGUCUCCCCUCACUUUUGCCUUGCCAGCCGACCGCCACUACCCGAAAGCGUAAAGCAUUGAAAUCAAGAGUCUGAUCCAUCUAGCCGUGCUUCCGCCGCCCUCUUCCUCUUUUUUUUUCUUGCCUCGUGCCUCGCCAACAGCUGUUGUUGUAGGCCUCCCGUGGUGGCAACAAAUCCAAUCACAAACAAGCUCACGCUUCCCGCUGUUGAUUGCACCACCACCGCCACCCCCCAAGACUUGACGUCUGAUCCGAGUCCCCCCGCUCGCACGGCGUUCUCUGCACGCGGCAGCACGGUAGUGCCCGUUUCUGAUUAUUUGUUUUGUCCCGUUCGCGAAUCAACGGCUUCGCCCUGAAGACGAGCAUCCUUCGCUCUGCAAUCAUUCGCUGGGUCUCCUGCCGCCUCCUUCUGCCCUGCAUUCGUUGCCCGUGCUCCCGCCCACGCCCACGCCCUGUUGUCGUUUGCGCCGCCCCUCGAGCUGCUGCGCCGUUACACAACAAGCCUGCGUCGAAACGGCUAAAUACAAACAUAGCCGGCCGCCGGUCCCCGAGCUCUAAGCGAUUCACCCCCGUGUUUCGCUGUAGCAAACGUAGCAGCAAAUAACAACCACAACAAACACCGGCCGCACGACACAGCGAGGCAGCACCCAUCUCGACACUGCCUCCUCUUGCUCAACUCCGCCGCGUCCUCCACUCCAUGCAUUCUGCGCCGAGGUGACAUACUCGCGGGAUUCCCGAACGAGACGCCAACACAACGACACCAUGGAGCCUGUUCCCGAGACGGAGAGGAUGGAGGAGUUCAGGUCCACGCCUUUGCCCCCUCUGCGAAUGCACAGCUUGUCGACCAUCCCCGAUGCCGAGCUCCCACGGAAGCCCCCGAGCAUGCGCAGGUCUACUGAACCCGCCUCCCCGAGCUCUCCGUCGGCCUGGUUUCCCCCGACCACCCUGCCAUACAGGCCUCGGACCACUUCACCGCUCAGCGGCUCUACCCACGUGCGCUCCAAGUCUGCGGUGAGCCUCGCGCCACCCAUGAUCCGCACACAGUCACUGCCGGCAUUCGGCGGCGGCGGCCACUUCCUAUACUCGCCCCAGAAGCGCAGCCAGAGCCCAUCGCGCUCACCCAGCCGGCCGCAGCAGGUACGCCUACCCAGGAAGCCCGUAGACGAGGCAUUCCCUUCAUCGCCCACCCGCGUCUCGGUUCACGACCCGGAGAGGAGGCAGCCCGACCGCAGCAUCUCUCCUACCAUGGGAAUUGCUCCCGUGCCCGCAAUGUCGUCUCCGCUCGCCCGAACCCGGCCCACGUCCCCGCUUCGCCACGUCUCCCAGCCGAACUUAUACAUUCCCUCACUUCAGCCUGCCGUGUCGUAUCCCAAUGGACCGCCUCCCUCGUCCUCGGCGACGCCAUCACCGUCCUACAGGCCGUAUGAUUCCAUAUCCGGCUACGGCUACGGCUAUACCGCCUCUAUGUCAUCGUCGUCGGUGCCAUCGACGCCCACCUCGAUGCGGUCUCGGAGCCCCAGCAUCUCGAGCCUCGAGACGAUCCCGGACACGCCCGACGCCGAGGAGGCGGCCCUCGAGGCGGAGCGCAUCGCCCAGCUCAAGGCGGCCGCCGACGCCGCCGAGAGAGGCGAGACCAAGGGGAGGGGCAGCCUUGAUGUCCCUGUGAGGGGCCGAAUGAUUGGCGGUGGCUUCGGUUCGAGAGACAAACGCAAGAGGUGGAGUGUGUGUGGCGCCGAGCGGAGGGGCGACAUCGAUCUCGAGACGAUUUGGGAGGACUAGGCCUGACUGGUCCUCUUUUGCUCGUCGGCUCUUUUUCUACAUGAUAGUUUUUUUUUUUCUGCACUUGGGCGGGAUAGGGAAACGAUUCUCUUGCUGUUUUUGUUUCGCGAAACCUUGGAGUUUUUGAUUUUUGGAGGAGUACUUGGCGUUUCGUUUAAGUCUAGCCUGAUACCCUUCCUGCAUGCUGCAUUUGCUGAGGCACACAACAUUGGCAAGACACCCAAAUAAAGUCUGCAGUUCAGAUCCCG
Messenger RNA from Gaeumannomyces tritici R3-111a-1, 2041 nucleotides. RefSeq lists its product as hypothetical. The record is from RefSeq and is a predicted model, not a curated record. The transcript has a single exon. The coding region runs from base 777 to 1793 and encodes 338 amino acids. NCBI's taxonomy places the organism in Eukaryota, Fungi, Ascomycota, Sordariomycetes, Magnaporthales, Magnaporthaceae.